AUGAUACUUGCGAUCAUAAUUUUUAUGGUCGCUGUAGUAGUGUGGAUGUGGUGCGAUACCAGAAAACCAUUUAGAUAUCCUCCAGGUCCAGCAUGGUUACCAUUGAUUGGCAAUCUUUUAUACCUGUGGCGUCGUAUGUCGGUGAUCAAGUAUCAUCACUUGGUCUGGAGGGAGCUUUCGGAUCGCUACGGGUCUCUGGUUGGGCUCAGGCUGGGUCGAGAUCGCCUUGUGUUGAUCUCAGGAAGAGAUGCCAUACAUGAGGUUUGCACAAGGGAAGAAUUUGAUGGAAGACCUGAAGGAUUCUUCUUUCAGAUGCGAACUUUCGGACAGAGACUAGGGGUUGUAUUCACCGACGGGCCCUUGUGGGCAGAACACAGGAGAUUUUCGGUGCGUCAUCUUCGCUCGCUGGGAUUUGGUCGUAGCGGAAUGGAGCGUUUACUACAGGAGGAAAGUGACGGAUUAAUCGUUCAAUUAAGGGAACGUGCCAAAGAAGGACCUGUUUUUAUGCACACAGCUUUUGAUGUUCCUGUACUGAACGUCUUAUGGGCUAUGAUGGCUGGGAAAAGAUUUGAAUUAAAUGAUAAACGCCUGCUGCGUUUAUUCGAUCUGGUACACGACAGCUUUCGUAUGUUAGACAUGUCAGGCGGUCUUUUGAACGAAUUACCCAUUCUCCGUUAUAUUGCUCCGAAUUGGUCGGGCUACAACCAAAUUAAUAAAACUUUGAAAGACCUGUACGAUUUUUUGAAGGAAACCGUUGAUGAACAUCGAGCUACAUUCAAUGAUGAAGUGAUUAGAGAUUUUAUAGAUGCAUUUUUUCAUGAGAUGAAAAAUAAUGCAAAUGGAUCUACUUUUACAGAGCAGCAAUUGUUGUCACUAUGCUUGGAUUUGUUCCAAGCUGGCUCAGAAACGACAAGUAAUACGUUAGGAUUUGCUGUUUUAUAUGUCAUUCUUUAUCCAAAUGUUCAAAAAGAAAUACAUCGAGAAUUGGACAGAGUCGUUGGAAAGGACAGACCACCAACGUUACAAGAUCGUUCAAAUUUACAGUAUAUAGUUGCGGUUUUAAUGGAAGUUCAAAGAAUUGGCAACAUAGCUCCCGUAUCUGUUGGUCACAGAGCAAUGAAGACUUCAGAAUUGCGAGGUCACAUUAUACCGAAGGAUACCAUAAUAUUGAUAUCCUUGCAUAGUCUUCAUAAUGAUCCCGAUUUCUGGAAAGACCCUGAUGUAUUCAGGCCGGAACGAUUUCUCAAGCCUCAGGCUGAAUCUUCAUUGAGCAGCGAAUACCUAGCUCCUUUUGGACUUGGCAAACGGCGCUGCCUAGGAGAAGCGCUGGCGCGUUCUAGCCUGUUCAUAUUUUUUGCUCGUCUACUGCAAUGCUUCGAACUCCGCGCCGUAAACGGUGAGCAACCCCAGACGACCGGUCUAGACGGAGUCACCUUAGCCCCGAAGCCCUUCCGAGCUCAUCUAAUACCCAGAAUCUGAAUGCAGACCUGAUUUAAUCAUAUGUGGAUAUAGAACUUCGAUAAAACCUGAUGAAAUCAGUUUAGUUGUAUUUUUAAGAACUCCUUUUCUUAAUCAACGAACAUCGUGCGGACCUUGCAACAAAUUUUGAUUU
This is a messenger RNA of Ctenocephalides felis (cat flea), 1612 nucleotides long. RefSeq names its product methyl farnesoate epoxidase-like. Gene Ontology annotation, biological process: xenobiotic metabolic process. Gene Ontology annotation, cellular component: intracellular membrane-bounded organelle; cytoplasm. Gene Ontology annotation, molecular function: oxidoreductase activity, acting on paired donors, with incorporation or reduction of molecular oxygen, reduced flavin or flavoprotein as one donor, and incorporation of one atom of oxygen; iron ion binding; heme binding. Lineage: Eukaryota; Metazoa; Arthropoda; Insecta; Siphonaptera; Pulicidae. The record is from RefSeq and is a predicted model, not a curated record. The coding region runs from base 1 to 1479 and encodes 492 amino acids. The transcript has 9 exons.